AUGUUCCAACCUAUACAUUCCUUGCGCACAUUUCUGUCCCCAACAGUUUGUCACAAUCUUGUCUCAAAAUGUGACAAACCACCGAGUCUCUCGUUGCCGUCAUUGGUGCUGCUUCACUGUCGGUUGUGCUUGCGUUGUGAUUUGUUGAAUGGUGUGAAGGUUGUGGAAUUUGAUACUUGCAAUUCGCGCUUGACAUUGCUUUCUUCCAAGUUAUCAAUGCUUCCGGCAAUGUUAGUGUUGCGGCUACCGUCAAAUCAAAAUCCCAUUUACUCAAAAAUGGUAAAACCAAAUCCACAUAUUAUUCAAUUUAAGUCUGUAGCAGCAGCACGCAGAGUAGUGGCAACAUCAACAGCUAGCGUGUAG
Lathyrus sativus (Indian pea) is the source of this 363-nucleotide messenger RNA. Lineage: Eukaryota; Viridiplantae; Streptophyta; Magnoliopsida; Fabales; Fabaceae. The record is from the annotation of a GenBank genome assembly.